This is a messenger RNA of Malus domestica (apple), 481 nucleotides long. Lineage: Eukaryota; Viridiplantae; Streptophyta; Magnoliopsida; Rosales; Rosaceae. The record is from RefSeq and is a predicted model, not a curated record.
GAGAAUGACGUGGCAACACAGAGAAAGCUUUGAAAAUGGCAAUGGCUCGGAGGCUUCCUACCCUCCAUCACCGUGACUCCGAAACGCCAUCGUUCCAAGCCUCACUCUCAUGGUGUCGGACUUUAGCUCCAGACCAUCUCCUUCCUUCGUCAUCUCCUUCCACCUCUACCGCCACUCAUUCGUCUCCUCCCUUCAACAGGGACCAAUACGUGGCGUUUCAUGAAAUGUACGGCCAGGGCGGGAGCUGGGGCUGUGAAUCUUGCUCGGGGGACACCCGUCAGACCCUCCAGCAUACUGGUUGUCGGCGCCACCGAGACUCUGGGGAGGCAGAUUGUGAGGAGAGCAGUUGAUGAGGGAUAUGUUAGGUGCUUGGUUAGGCCGAGACCAACCCUUGCCGAUUUUCUAAGAGAUUGGCAUGCUACUGUUGUCAAUGUAAUUCCAAUUCACUAACUCUUAUAAAUUUUUAUGAAUUUUAUAAGAG